CACCGGCUGUGCUUCCGGUUUGUGCGUCCGCGGAAAGCGACUCGGGGGAAGCGAUUGGCGGAGAAACUCGCUCCGGAACAGGAGACUCUGAUCUGCGGUUGUAAGCCGAGAAAGGCGCCUUACCAACACCUCAGCAGAGCCACGGCGGCAGACAACCGUGCGCUGGUCGGGGAGUUAAAUCAUACCGUAUCGCUCUGAGGGUUCAGGGAUGAACUAAGAAUGAAUGUCAACCAGCAACCACACAUCGCCACUCCAUACGGGCAGCCUCCGCUUCAGGGCUAUCAGGUGUACGGCCAGCCGGGGUAUGGGGGGCCCCACGCCACCCCUUAUGGGCCUUACAAUGGCCACAAUGCAGCGUACCAGCAGGACGCGCCCCCGCAGCCCCCAGGCUAUUCCCCCUAUUCCAGCUUUCCCUCUAAGACCUUUGCUGCCGCCGGCCUAUCCUCUGACCCGUCUUCUUCCUCCUUUGGCCUAGGUCCCGGCCGAGUGCUCCCCAGUUCAGGGACUCCUCCAGUUUCAGCUCCUGGCUACGGCCAGUACCCCCAGGCGGAGGUGCAGAACGGGCCUGCCCCAAUGACCAGCCAGCCCCCGAGACCCCCAGACUCGCAGGCCUACGGCCAAGUCCCUGUCUCUCUGCCCACUGCGCAGCCUUUGUAUCAUCAGCAGUAUCAGGCUCCACCCACGAGCACCCAGCAAGUGACCAAUCAGAUGGCUGGCAUGCAGAUUGGCACUGCUCCAUCCCAAGCUGGUCCUUAUGCUCCACCCACUUCCUCUCACCUGCCGACUUCUGCUGCUUUUCCGACACCUGGCAACCCCUCUUACACUUCUCAAGCAGUCCCUCCAUCUCAGCCUCCUGUGAACGUCGGCGUCCCGCAAGGGCCCCAUCCUGCUUAUGGAGGCCCCCCCCAUGUCCCCCAGCAGCCUUUCCCCGGCUCUGCCCUCCCGCCUGUCUCGCAGCAGUCAUUCCCCACGGCUCCCACUCCUUCCACACAGGCCUCGCUGGGGGGCCCACCCCUGCCGCAGCCCUACGGUGCAGGACCCCCUGUCUCUGCUCACUCUCAGUUCCCUGGAUCUUUGCCCCCCCACCAAGCUGCAGUUUCUCAGCCCUCGCCCUACCGCUCGGCCCCCCCUCCCACUGGCUUUCCUUCCUCUGGGGGUGCCCCUGCCCCACCUAGACCCACCCUAGGCAUGCAAGGACCUCCAUUCCCUCCUCAAUCCGUAUCGGCCCCCCCGGGACCCCAGCCGAACCACAUCGGUGCGCCGCCUAUGCAACCGGGGGUGCCCGUUGGCCCCCCAACAGGACCCCUGCCUCAGCAGAAUGGUGCUUUUGGGCAGAUGAGGGGCCCCCAGCCAGCAUAUGGGGCACCCUAUCCUGGGCAGCCGAAUUUUGGUUCUCAACCCCAGACACCUGCCCCAGGACCACCAGCCCAGAAACGACUGGACCCCAACUCGAUUCCCAGCCCGAAAGCCUCAGAAACGCAACCGGCGCAGAAAACGAGACAUAGAAUAGACCCAGAUGCUAUCCCUAGCCCAAUUCAGGUCAUCGAGGACGACAAAGCCAGCAAAAGUGGCGAGGUCUUUAUGACUGGGGUGAGGGGUCAAGCUCCGCCCCUGGUCACAACCCCCUUCCAGGUCAAAGAUCAAGGGAACGCUAGCCCCCACUUCAUCCGGUGUACGGCUUACAACAUGCCCUGCACCUCCGACAUGGCCAAGCAGUCCCAGGUGCCGUUAGCCGCCAUCAUCAAGCCGCUGGCCGUGCUGCCUGAAAACGAGGGGCCGCUGCCUGUCGUGGACCACGGAGAAGGUGGCCCCAUCCGCUGCAACCGCUGCAAGGCCUAUAUGUGCCCCUACAUGCAGUUCAUCGAGGGCGGCCGGCGCUUCCAGUGCGCCUUCUGCAGCUGCGUCACUGAGGUUCCCCCCCAUUACUUCCAGCAUCUGGACCACACAGGGAAGCGCGUGGACUGCAAUGAGCGGCCGGAGCUGUCCCUGGGCAGCUACGAGUUCCUGGCCACCGUGGAGUACUGCAAGAACAACCAGCUCCCCCUGCCACCUGCCUUCAUCUUCCUCAUCGACGUGUCGUACAACGCCGUGCGGAGCGGCAUGGUCGCCGUGGUGUGCGAGGAGCUCUGCGCGCUGCUCGACACUCUGCCCAGCGAGCCUGGCACAGACUCCCCCAUCAGGGUGGGCUUCGUCACCUACAACAAGGUGCUACAUUUCUACAACGUGAAGAGCUCGCUGGCCCAGCCGCAGAUGCUGGUGGUGUCUGACGUGGCCGACAUGUUCGUCCCCUUGCUGGAUGGCUUCCUGGUCACAGUGGGCGAAUCGCGCACCGUCAUUCACAGCUUGUUGCAGCAGAUCCCGGAGAUGUUCGCCGACACGAGGGAGACUGAAACUGUAUUUGGGCCGGUUAUCCAGGCAGGGCUUGAGGCCCUCAAGGCGGCAGACUGUGCCGGAAGGCUCUUCAUCUUCCACUCUACGCUCCCCAUCGCCGAGGCCCCUGGCAAGCUGAAGAACAGGGAGGACAAGAAGCUUGUGGGAACCGACAAAGAGAAGUCUCUGUUUCAGCCCCAAGUGAGUUUCUAUGGAAACCUGGCGAAGGAGUGUGUGGCACAGGGCUGCUGUGUGGACCUGUUCCUCUUCCCCAACCAGUACUUGGAUGUGGCCACCCUGGGGACGGUGCCCUGCUCCACCGGGGGCUCCGUGUAUAAAUACAGCCACUUCCAGCAGGCGCAGACGGACCGCGAUCGCUUCCUCAACGACCUGCGGCGGGAUGUCAAAAAGCAGAUGGGCUUUGACGCCAUCAUGAGGGUGCGCACCAGUACAGGUAUCCGCGCCACCGACUUCUUCGGCUCCUUCUACAUGAGCAACACCACGGAUGUGGAGCUGGCUGGCCUGGACUGUGACAAAACUAUCACCGUGGAGUUCCGGCAUGACGACAAGCUGUGCGAGGACACUGGGGCCCUAUUGCAGUGCGCCGUGCUCUACACCAGCUGCAGGGGGCAGCGGCGGCUCCGUAUCCACAACUUGGCGGUGAACUGCUGCAGCCAGCUGGCUGAGCUCUACCGGCACUGCGAGACCGACGCGCUGGUCAACUUCUUCGCCAAGUAUGCGUACCGCAGCGUGCUCAGUAGUCCAACCAAAACGGUGAGGGACAGCCUGGUGAACCAGUGUGCCCAGAUCCUGGCCUGCUACCGGAAAAACUGCGCAAGCCCUUCGUCCGCAGGACAGCUGAUCCUGCCUGAGUGCAUGAAGCUGCUGCCCGUCUACCUGAACUGCGUUUUGAAGAGCGACGUGCUGCAGCCCGGGGGGGACGUCUCCCUCGACGACCGAGCAUACGUGCGCCAGCUGGUGUCCUGUAUGGACGUGGCCGAGAGCCACGCCUUCUUCUACCCGCGCCUGCUGCCCCUGCAUAAGCUGGAUGUGGGGGGCCUGGCCCUGCCCACGGCUGUGCGAGACUCCGAGGAGCGGCUGUCGCGGGACGGCUUGUACCUCCUGGAGAACAGCCUCAGCCUCUUCCUGUGGGUGGGGGUCGCCGCUCCUCCCGAUCUGUUGCGGAGCGUCUUUGAUGUCACGGCCUUCAGCGAAAUCAACCCUAACAUGACGAACCUGCCGACGCUCGAUAACCCUUUCUCCAAGAGGCUACAUGAAAUCAUUGAGAUGUUCAGAGAGCAGCGAUCACGCUACAUGAAGCUGAUGGUGGUGAAGCAGGAAGACCGCCUGGAGCCGCUCUUCAAACACUUUCUGGUGGAAGACAAGAGCAGCAACGGCGGUGCAUCCUACGUGGACUUCCUGUGUCACAUGCACAAGGAGAUCCGCCAGCUGCUCAGCUAAAGCGGGGCCCCCCCUCCCCGCACCCCAACCCACCAAUCACAGACUUGCUUCAAUUUUUUUUUUUAUUUCAAUGUAUUAAGCUAGAUUAAUUGCUCUCCCGUUAUGUCCCACCCUCCCUCCUUCGCCACUAUAACUGAAGGCUGAACGGAAGCUGAUCUAUGUAAACGAAGAAUUUUGCACCGUCACAUUUCCAGUGUUUUUAUGAACUAACUGCUUGGGUUAUAUUUCACUACUCGGCGGGCUUGAGCUGGCGUGUAGUAGAGGGCUUUCUCCAGGCUCGUGGUGCCGGUCGAGCCCUGAUCCAGGAUCAGGCGGGCGCCCAUUAAUCCCCACUGCAGGCAAACAAAAUGGUCAUCCGGAAUUGAUCCGGGAUCAGGGCUUGGAAGCCUGGGCACGAGCCGCGUUGGUGCCCCCGGUGGUGGGAGCGUGCCGUGACGGUAAGGUGUUUGGGAAACUGUGAAAUGCCGACUUUGCUUGUAAAGGGUGUGCUGUCUGAAACACUAGCACUGAAUGAUCUCAUGUACAAAAAAGCACCACACUGGUCCCGGGAUUGACAGACUUUUGUAAGAUUUAAAGUGAAAUUCGCUCCAAAUCACUCGCUUUAACAUAUUAAAAAGUGUAAGAAAAAUAAAUCUGAUUUUUUUCCAGUCUGA
Messenger RNA from Brienomyrus brachyistius, 4484 nucleotides. RefSeq names its product SEC24 homolog C, COPII coat complex component (gene sec24c). Gene Ontology annotation, molecular function: zinc ion binding; SNARE binding. Gene Ontology annotation, biological process: endoplasmic reticulum to Golgi vesicle-mediated transport; COPII-coated vesicle cargo loading; intracellular protein transport. Bases 220 to 3831 code for a protein of 1203 amino acids. Gene Ontology annotation, cellular component: COPII vesicle coat; endoplasmic reticulum exit site. The record is from RefSeq and is a predicted model, not a curated record. The transcript is spliced from 25 exons. NCBI's taxonomy places the organism in Eukaryota, Metazoa, Chordata, Actinopteri, Osteoglossiformes, Mormyridae.